GCUCAAGACCAAACAAUUAGGAUGGCACCAAAAAAUAGUAUACAGGAUAAGAAUCUGAAACAAGAAUUUUCAAGUCUUCUUCUCCAAACACUGCCUUAUGGACAAAACCAAAUCUUGAAAACAGGGAACAAGAGACACAAGGUAACUCACAAAACAAAAGCCUGGAAAAGUGUGGGAAUCACUUUAUUAUAUUCAUACUCAUUCUAUUCCUAUACAGUUUAAUAUCAUAGAACCUAUAAAACUAUUCAUUAAUUAAUCCCAGAGAAAUCAAUUGUCAGAAUCUCAUUAAUUGCAUUUCCCACAUACCAGUAGAAUUAUUUCUUCAGGUUGCAUUCCAAGUGUUUGAAGAAAUGCCUGAACGAUGGUUUCACUCAUUUUUACACCUACCAAUUUCUUGAAACCUCCUGUUUUCAACACCCUUUUGAGUUUUUCACCAAAAAGAUUUCAUUGCAGAAGAAAAGCUGUGAUUUUUAACCUUGUAUUGGGAAAAAAUAUGUGUUCUUUUCGGUUUUUUAAUAAGCUUAGAAAGGAAAGAACUGAGGAUAGUGUAUAUUGUUGGUGCAAGAAAGGGGAUAUGGAGCUGGAAGAGGAUAUUUUGGCUUUCAUGAAGUUAUCUGAGAAUCCAAAUGCUUUUCCAACAAGGAAAGAAUUGGAAAAAGCUGGAAGAGUUGAUUUGAUUGAAGCUAUAAAAAAGAGAGGAGGGUGGUUUUCAUUCGGUUGGGAAAUUGAGGAUGAUGAUAACAAUGUGAAUGCUAAUGAAGUUGAGACUGUGGAAAUGGAUUUUGACAUUGAGGAGUUUCAUAGAAGAGUGGAGAGUUGUCAAGACAGUGAUUUAUUACAUGGGAAUGAAGCUCAUUUGCCUGCCUCGUCGUCUGGUAGAUCGAUAGAAACUGUAGCAGAGGAAGAUAGCGGGAUUGAAGGGAUAUUGAGUCGACUAGAAAAAGAGAGGAACUCAUCUCUUGGUAUUGAUCUGGGAAAACAUGGACAUAUUUCUCAUACUUUAAGUAGGGACAACAUAUAUGAUAGAAGCUUUGGAACCACUGAUGCAGACAGGACUGACCUAGGAAAAAAUGGUAGCCUCAGUAAAGGUAGGCCCAUGAAAGGCAUUCAAAGUGAUGGGGAGCUUAACCAUAGCAUUUCACCAGCCAUGUGGAGAAAAUGGAGCAUACAACGCGCAGGCCCUCAGGAUAUAGAUUUUGAAGCUGGUGAGGUUGCCCUGGGUAAAAGUUGGAUUGAAGGUACAACCGAAACUUUGGGAGAUGAUGUAGUUAAUAUCACAGAGAAGAGAAGCAAAGCUUUACAAAGACUGAAAAAUGACAGCCACAAUGAGAUAAGCACUCGGCUUCAACAUUUAGAGCUUGAGCUAUCCUUGACACUCCGCUCAUUGAAAUCCAAGAGCGAGGAGUUAAGUUCAAAGGAGGUUUUUGGAAGCUCUCCAAGUGAUUUGCAAAGGCUUUCUGAUGCAUGUGAGUUUCAGGAGAAUGAAAUCAUGAGUGCCCAGGAGAGAUUGAGGUUGAUACGUGCACAUCUGGCUGUGCUCGAGGGGAAAAUGUUACUUGCAAUAAUUGAUGCGCAGAAGAUGUUAGACGAGAAGCAGAAGAGGAUUGAUAGUGCUAGUAAAGCUUUGCAGCUUCUUCGUACUGCUCGGAUUGUUUGGACUAACUCCGCCUCAGAGGUUCUUCUGGCGGGUUCAUUUGAUGGAUGGACAACUCAGAGAAAGAUGGAAAAAUUGCACACGGGUGUUUUUGCUGCAAGCCUAAAGUUGUAUCCAGGCAGAUAUGAGAUCAAGUUCAUUGUUGAUGGCAUAUGGAAGAUUGAUCCUUUGAGGCCCACUGUUCACAACAACCAGCAUGAAAACAAUCUUCUCAUUAUUACAUAAGAGCAUGUCCCUGAUAAGUUACUUCGAAAUGUGACAGACCAAUUGAUCCUAUCUUGUUAAAGGACUGAUAUUAUUUCGCUCUUGGAAGUUUUACCAAUCAGUGAUGGUCAUUGCGUCUUGACAAUUUCUGCAUAGGUUGUAUUGGGUUAGGCAUGGCCCUCUUCCUCACUGCUUUUGGAUUGAAAUGUAUCAUGCCUCAGUCAGUGAAGCAAGCCUGUGAAACACUGAAACCUAUCUCCGAGAUACGGGUAAGGUCUGCGUACACUUUACCCUCCCCAGAUCCCACAUUGUGGGAUUUCACUGGGUAUGUUGUUGUUGUUGGAGAGUUGAUAAAAUCAUCAGAAAAAUCUGGAGAAUGGUCCCAGCAGUCACCUUUUGGUGUUUAUGGACAAAAAGGAACAACAGAUGCUUUGAUGGCAUAUCAACUACAAUCUCUUCUCUGAAGUCCAAGUGUUCAGUUAAUCUGUUUAGCUGGAAUUUCCUUACCCCUCUAACCAAUGCAGAUACUUGUGUGGAUUUAUAAGCUCCUUAUCACUAGCUUAGAUUUCUUUUGUAAUGGAGCUCAAUCCUUAUUAUGUACUUUUGCAUCUUCUUGAUGCCUAUUAAUGAAACUUUCUUACUCCAUUAAAAAAAA
Lycium barbarum (goji berry) is the source of this 2513-nucleotide messenger RNA. RefSeq names its product protein PTST homolog 2, chloroplastic-like. Bases 362 to 1879 code for a protein of 505 amino acids. The record is from RefSeq and is a predicted model, not a curated record. The transcript is spliced from 8 exons. NCBI's taxonomy places the organism in Eukaryota, Viridiplantae, Streptophyta, Magnoliopsida, Solanales, Solanaceae.